UGAAUACAUGGUUCGGGUUUGAAUGUUAGCAAGAAUCAAUUUCAUUUAAGGACUCUGUGUGUGAAAUCUAUCGUAUAUUACAAUGUAUCACGGUAAAAUUGAAUACAGCCAAGGCCAUUUAAACAUUAAUCCGUCGAUUCAUAUUGGAUAUUGGCAAUAUUACUGGUACAGGCUCGUGUGGUAAAUUUGCUAUGUAUUGAUAACAGAUUCAUAUGGUAAAAGUUGUAUGUACUAUUAGGCUAUUUAAACAUUUUUUAGUCGAUUCAUAAUGGAUAUUGGCAAUAUUGUUAUUACUGGGUGAUGUGGAAAAUUUGCAAUGUAUCAGUAACAGAUUCAAUUGAGAUCAAUCAUCUAUUUAUUGAACUGAGAUCAAUCUUUUAAAGUCGAAAAUGGAACAAAUGACGCCCUGAUAAAACUUACUAUUUAUACGAUGGUGGGACUUUAAAGUUUAAUGUUCAGAUUUAUAAUCGAAAAUCAAGUGUGUAACAUUCUGGUAGAACUUAUUAAAUCCUAUACUGAUGUGAGGAUGUUACUUUAAAGUUUAAUGUUCAGAUUUAUAAUCGAAAAUCGAGUGUGUAACAUUCUGUUAGAGCUUAUUAAAUCCUCUACUGAUGUGAGGAUGUGACUUUAAAGUGUAAUGUCCAACCUCUCAAAUCAUUUAGAUCAGAAUGACUUCAGAGUUUAUUUUAAGACAAAUAUCAAUUGUGUUUGGAUUGUCGAUUAAACGUGUGGAAAUAUUUAAUUAAAGUUGCCAAGUUGGAGAUCAACUACAUUAUGUUACAAAUUGGACGUGCGGAAAAUCAUGUGAUUGGAAAUACUUGUGUUUUGUUUUAAUAAAGAAGAAAAAAAAAAUGUGACAAAUGAGAAGAAUUCUUUGAUUCCAAAAUGGAAACCAAAGCGACUGUUCAUCUUGUGCCAUUUAAGACACUUGUUUUGAUCAAGGAUUAUACAAAGCUACCGACUUAGUUAAUUUGUGUUAAUUGAAUAUUAUUAAUAGUUAAAAUGGGCAGCAUUGUUUCUAGUAAUGGUAAUAAAGUGCCAUACGUCCUUGGUUUAUCUUAUACAAAAGUUUGUCGAGAACAUCAGUUUAAGGAUAAAUAUCUAUUUUACCGAUUUGAAGAUGAUGAUGAAGGUAUCGGAACAAUCCCUACUACUAUGGAGAAGAAAGAGAGUGAGGACCGUCUGCCAGAUACGGUUCUUAUGUUGGCUACCAUUGGUCCAGAUGCCAUGAUGAGAAUGAUUCUUAGAAAACCUCCUCUUGAAAGAACCACGGAAGAUUUGGAAAUAGUUUAUGAAGAAUUACUUCAUAUCAAGGCUUUAUCUCAUCUCUCAACUAUGGUGAAAAGAGAAUUGGCUAGUGUUUUGAUAUUUGAAUCUCAUGCAGAAGCUGGGACUGUAUUAUUUAAUCAAGGUGACGUAGGCAAGUCAUGGUAUAUUAUAUUAAAGGGAUCUGUUAAUGUUGUUAUUUAUGGCAAGGGUAUUGUUUGUACAUUACAUGAUGGAGAUGAUUUUGGUAAAUUAGCACUUGUUAAUGAUGCUCCCAGAGCUGCAACUAUAGUUUUAAGGGAAGAUAACUGUCACUUCCUUCGUGUAGAUAAAGAUGAUUUUAAUAGAAUUUUAAGGGAUGUUGAAGCCAAUACUGUACGAUUAAAAGAACAUGGCCAAGAUGUGCUGGUGUUGGAGAAAAUACCUACUAAUAUCAAGUCUCAAGAUGGGUCAGUGCAAUCACAUUACAAGUAUUCUGUUAUGGCUGGGACACCUGAGAAAAUGUUAGAACAUCUUUUAGAAACUAGAUUAGAUAAUAAACAAGAUGAAAACUCGGAUCAGUUUUUAGAAGAUUUUUUACUAACACAAGUAAUAUUUAUGCCAAAUGAAAGACUGUGUAAAGCUCUGAUGAAUCACUAUCAUGCGGAGGUUACACAAGGUACAGAUAGAGAAAUAGCUGAUUAUAUGUUGACUCACAAGAGAAGAAUCGUCCAUUUUGUUCAAGAAUGGUACAGCGUGACAACUGAUGCAUUCCAAGAAGACCCUAAAAUACAAGGAUUUGUCGAGGAACUUCAUGUAGCAAUCAAGGAAGACUCCGAUCUCUAUCCUACCUUAAAAAAUGAUGAGAAAACUAUUAUUAGUAUUAUGCAAUCAAAGUCAAGCUCUCCAUCAGCUGCCAAAACGGCCAAGAAAAAAAUCCAUCCAUCUUUAAUACUAAGUCGAAAGACAUCCAGAGAUCACAUGGCAGACGGAAUGAAGAAAAGACGACCAAUUAAACCAACAGAUGAAAAUAUUAUCAAAGUUUACUGUGCUGACCAUACCUACACUACAUUAAAGUUUACCAUGGAUACGACGGUAACAGAAAUUGUUUACCAAGCUAAAGAUAAACUAUCCCUUGGUGAUGACCUUAUCAUAUGUGAGGUCAAAUCAAAUGGAGAUCGUAUAGUUUUUAAAGAGAAUAACUUGUGUGUUACAACCGGUCUUAGUUUAAAUGGAAGAUUAUUUAUUACUCCUAGAGAACACCUUGAUGCCUUGACACCAUUACCAGAACAAGAUGGCCCUACAAGUAUGACGGCUGUUGCUAUAGAGAUGAUGAGUACAAAGGAAUUAGCCUAUCAGAUAACUCUUUAUGAUUGGGAACUAUUUACUUCCUUACAUGAGUUUGAGUUGAUAUACUGGGUGUUUGGUCGUCAUAAAUUCAAGAAAAUAACAGCGAACCUAGAUAUCUUUCUUAGGAGAUUUAAUGAAAUACAGUAUUGGGUAGCUACAGAAAUGGUUUUAUGUUCCAAUGUUAGCAAGAGAGUCCAACUACUUAAAAAGUUUAUCAAAUUAGCUGCCAUUUGUAAAGAAACUAAGAAUUUACAUUCCUUCUUUGCCAUUGUGAUGGGUUUAAGUAAUAUAGCUGUUAGUCGACUGUCUCAAACCUGGGAGAAAUUACCAGGGAAAUUUAACAAGUUAUUUUCUGAGUUUGAAACAGUGAUGGAUCCAUCUAGAAAUCAUCGGGUUUAUCGACUCACUGUUGCCAAAAUGAAUCCACCCAUUCUUCCAUUCAUGCCUUUAUUAAUGAAAGAUAUGACUUUCACUCAUGAGGGAAAUAAAACAUAUUUUGAGAAUUUAGUCAAUUUUGAGAAAAUGCAUAUGAUAGCGCAAACUUUACGAACAGUGAAAUUUUGUCGUAGUCAGCCAUUUGAGUUAGAUUCUCCUCCCACAGUCAAAUCAUCAGCUGAUGUUCGGCAAUAUGUCAGGAAUCUACAAGUUAUAGACAAUGAUAGAAUAUUAACACAAUGGUCUCAUAAAGUAGAACCAAGACGAUCGUGAUAAAAACUUGAUCAGUGCAAUUUCUCUUUAAACCUGGUUAAAAUAGACAUACAGCAAGUGUGACAAUAACCUGGAUGUGAUGUGAUGUGAUAUACAUGUGAUAUUCAGAAGAAUUCCAUUCAUUGUGUCUACUAGAAUGUAUGCAUUGUAUGUGAUCAUCCAAUUACAAUGGGAUUUCUAUAUAAGGUGUUAAAGUGAAGUCACCAUAUAAUAUAUAGGGGGCUAACUAUACCAUGGGUGUAAUUAGUGGACCCAAAUAUCAGCGUUAUAGUUGUUAAGUCGCAAUUUAAUAUAUAGGGGGCUAACUAUAACAUGGGUGUAAUUAGUGGACCCAAAUAUCAGCUUAAUAGUUGUUAAGUCGCAGUUUAAUAUACAGCGGGCUAAAUAUGACAUGGGUGUAAUUAGUGGACCCAAAUAUCAGAAUUAUAGCGAUGCUCCAGUGUAUAAUCUAUAGAGGGCUAACUAUAACAUGGGUGUAAUUAGUGAACCCAAAUAUCAGCGUUAUAGUGAUGUUUCAAUGUAUAAUCUGUGGACCCCAACAUAGAGGGUUCACCAUUACAUAGAACUAGUUAUAGGUGUUAUAUGGAUGUUGUUAUAGCGAAGCCCCAGUCAUUGAGGAAAAUCGCCCAUCACCAACUACAAAUCAACAUGUUUGGUCAUCAUUUUAAUUGCCUAACAUUUCUAAAUAAAGGGGAAUAACCAAUGAAUAAAAGAACAAUUGACUGAACAAGAGAAUUAUUUAUAACAAAAAUAAGACUUUAUAUAUAUUUGAACCACCAGGAAACAUAUAUUUGAUGCCAAAUAUGGAUUUCAAGAGAAGCACACAAAUUUCUGCCAUUGUGUCCGUCUAGUUGUAUGAUGAUGAAUUGGUGGCGACAGCCAUCAUGCAAUGACAAAACACUGGUUGACCGAAAGUAUAAUUAAGUUAUUUCAUUUAUUGUGUAUCUUUUAUACCAUUUAAGUCAAAAAUAUUCAAAUAAAAGUAAGAUAUUAUCCUGAUUAAUCUUCAUAGAACAUAUCUCAAUAUGUCAUCCAUUAUCCUUCUUCCUUACUACAUCAUUAUCCUUAUUCCUUACAACAUCCGGUAUCCUUAUUCCUCACAACAUCCUGUAUCCUUCUUCCUUACAGCAACCGGUAUCCUUAUUCCUUACAACAUCCAGUAUCCUUAUUCCUGACAACAUCCAUUAUAUUUAUUCCUUACAACAUCUGGUAUCCUUAUUCCUUACAACAUCCCUUAUCCUUACAACAUCCAUUAUAUUUAUUCCUUACAACAUCCCUUAUCCUUGUUCCUUACAACAUCCGGUAUCCUUAUUCCUCCCAUCAUCAUCCAGUAUAUUUAUUCCUUACAACAUCCAUUAUCCUUAUUCGUUACAACAUCCAUUAUUCGAUAUUGCAGCCAUUAUCCUUAAGCCUUACUAAUUCCAAUAUCCCUAUUCCUUACUACACUCAUUAUCCUUAUUCCUUUAUACAACCAUUAUCUGUAUUCCUUAUUCCACCAAUUAACCGUUCUAUGUCCAUCAUCCUUUAAAAUCCUUACUACAGCCAUAAUGGACAAUAUUUAUUAUGUUUUCAAUAUUAUCUCAAUUUGAAACCAUUGUAAUGAUAAAUUAUACAUCAUAUAAGUGCCUUUCAUGAACAAAUGAAAUAUAGACAUCUGUUAGAAUUGAACAACGAUGCAGAAUGAUAUUAGAACAAUUAUACUUAGUCUUAAUUAAAAGUAGAAUGGUGUGGUCUUUUUGACAAUUGUAACUACUAUCUUCUUUUUUAUUUAUUUCUUGAUCUUCCAUUGUUUCGUUAAUUAAUUGCAUCGUUGUUGAUUAUUGAAUUAAUUAAUCUCAUUGUUAUUGAUCAUUGAAUUAAUUAAUUGCAUCAUUGUUGGUUAUUUAAAUAAUUAAUUACAUAUUUGUUGAUCAUUGAAUUAAUUAAUUCCAUCAUUUAAAUAAUUCAUUACAUAGUUGUUGAUCAUAGAAUUUAUUAAUUGCAACGUUAUUGAUUAUUUAAGUAAUUAAUUGCAUAGUUGUUGAUCAUUGAAUUAAUUAAUCGCAUUGUUGUUGAUCAUUGAAUUAAUUAAUUGCACCGUGAUCAUUGAAUUAAUUAAUCCCGUUGUAGUUGAUUAAUUGACAUGUUAUGGACCUGUGAAUAAGAUGGAAUGGAGUAUAACAUCUUUGAUUUCAAAUAAAUACUGGGUUGAUCUGAUGUGCUGUUUCAAAUAAUGAUGGAAAAAAGGGUAAAGAUUAAAUUUUUGUCUCGAAGGAUAUAGUGGAAGUCAGUUUGUUUACUAAUUUUAGUUUCAUUCUUGGUGUUAUUUAGCAACACUCUCUCUCAACAUUAAUGGCCGACAAAAUUUUGAUUCAGUUCAACACAUAAAAUCCAGUGUGGUCGACAAUUUUGUUUUUGACCCAGAUCAAAGAGGUAUAGCCGUUUAAUUAAGACACAUACCAAAACGUUAUUCAUCAUACUAUUGUUUCUCUAUCUAUUUAUUUAUAUUUAUUUGUCAAAAGAAAAUAUGAGAUUUUAUUUUAAACAUUUAAUAAAGCAAACAAAAUCUCCCAUAAUGGAUUCAAUCAUAUUAAAAAGAAGCCCAUGGGUGGCACUAUCUGUUUUUGAACAUAUCCUACAUAUAUCUUUGUAAAUACUGAUUUCCACAAUAAUUUACUUAAUCCCUAAUAUAAAUGUAUACCUUCUAUAUUCAUUGCUUUACAAACUAUUCAGGUGAACCACCCUUUGUUAUAGUUAAGUAAUUCAAAAUAACUUAAAAUUUUGAAGUUUUGUUACUGUUAAUAUCUUUAAAGGUUCGAUUACUAUUACUUGAUAUACAACAUAGCUUUAACAUGGAAGAUCGCUUUUAAAAAUAACCUUAAGCUGAAGCCUAAGUAUUAUUUCUAAAGUCUAUCAUAGUAUUACAUUCAUAUUCAUACAAGCAUGAUUAUCAAAUUCAGGGCCAAAAACUCAUCUAAAACUGCUUCUCUAUCAGUAGAUAUUACUUUGCCUCAGAUUACAUUAAUGAUGACCCCUCUCAUCAACCCGGCAACAUAAUUAAUUCCGCUUUAUAUCCUCUAAUGAGGAUACUUAAUGUUAAAAAACUUCACCACGAGACCAUCAAAAUCUCUAUAUGAAAGCCUGAAAUUAAAGUAUCUGUUACAAUAAUUGUCCGACACAAAUUCAGGUUUUGUUAGGCACAAUUCCUCCAGUACUUGUCAUUUUUACUGUACAAGUUUUGGUCAUUUUCCAGUGUUUUUUUUUUUUUAUUUUUUAUCUUUUUUAUACAGAAUAUUGAAUAUGCCAUGUUCAAAUUCAAUAGUGCCUGAUAUUUUGUCAGAUAUAUAUAACAGUCAUUAUUUCCAGACCUGACUAUAUAUAUGUUUUAGCGUAAGAGUUAAACAUGCAUUCUGCAAGAGCUAAAUCUUCCUAUUGCAGGUCUUUCUUUAGGCCUGAAAUGUUAUCUAAAUUAUUAAUUAGACAUUAAUUAACUUAUCCAGACUAUAAUCAACUCUCGAUGCCAUCGCUAGCCUGCGAUAUUUAACGGACUGGAAUACAUUUUUUUUAAAAUAGUUAAACGUAAAAAUGGAUAAUCAAGACUUUGUUUUUUAUUAUACCGACUUAAGUAAUGAUGAUUGAGGCUAAUUUAAAAUUCAAAAUCUAAUAUCUCAGUUAAGAGUCGAGCAAUUUGACUGAAAUUUUCAGCAUAUUCUAUUUACGUUAUCUAUUUUUUAAACUAUUAUUGCGUAACUGUCAACUCUGUAUCUAAUUAAUCUCCCAUAAUGCCUCCUUUAAGGAGAGAAUUAAUUGCAUGAUGAAUUGGAUUUGGAUCUGAAGCAUCAGUGUCUUCAUGUGUUUUUUUGCUCAAAUCAGAUAGUGGUAUUGUCAGGUAUGAAAGAGAUAUAUGUAAUCACCUGUAAAUACAUCAUACACAUUUUAUUUAAUCUCAUUAAUUUAUAUCUACAUUUUGUUACUGUGUAAGCUACUCGGUUUGACAACUGGAAUUUGUCAUAUGCUCCCAAACUUUUAUUUAUGAAAAUAGAUAAUUAAAUAAAUCAUGCAUCAGAUUUUUAUCCCGCAGCUACACAGAUCUACCGGCCUGUCAUGCCUCUGCUACUCUUUUAAGGGAGUGUUGCCGUUUUCCCUUCCUGCCUCACAUAUUUACGAAAAUGCACCAAAAAUGAUUAAAAAAUUACAAAAAAAAACACAACCCGAUUUUAAUA
This is a messenger RNA of Patella vulgata (common limpet), 7505 nucleotides long. Its product is annotated as rap guanine nucleotide exchange factor 4. Gene Ontology annotation, cellular component: plasma membrane. Gene Ontology annotation, biological process: positive regulation of GTPase activity; Ras protein signal transduction. Bases 1003 to 3303 code for a protein of 766 amino acids. The record is from RefSeq and is a predicted model, not a curated record. Lineage: Eukaryota; Metazoa; Mollusca; Gastropoda; Patellidae. Gene Ontology annotation, molecular function: guanyl-nucleotide exchange factor activity. The transcript is spliced from 23 exons.